Messenger RNA from Andrographis paniculata, 982 nucleotides. RefSeq names its product transcription factor DIVARICATA-like. The transcript is spliced from 2 exons. The coding region runs from base 128 to 703 and encodes 191 amino acids. NCBI's taxonomy places the organism in Eukaryota, Viridiplantae, Streptophyta, Magnoliopsida, Lamiales, Acanthaceae. The record is from RefSeq and is a predicted model, not a curated record. Gene Ontology annotation, molecular function: DNA binding.
CGAAUCGCAAUUAAAGCGAAUCCCAGAAAUUAAUCAGCUAGCUAAUUGAAUUCAUUCCUCUUUUUCAAAUCGAUUUCUUCGGCUCCAAAUUCAACUUUUGUUUCAGAUUAGGCAUCCAACCAUUUGUAUGGAAGAAUCUCGGCGCCUUCAAUCCGAUCGCGACGCCGGACCGUCCUCGUGGUCGUGGGCGGACGACAAGCAGUUCGAGGACGCACUGGUGGAGUUCCCUGAUGGCUGCCCCAAUAGGUGGGAGAUGAUCGCCGCCAAAAUGCAGACCAAGUCUGCGGCGGAGGUCUACAAUCACUACCGCCUUUUAUUGGAGGACUUGGACGCGAUCGAGGCCGGGCUGAUCGAUUUGCCGGAGUACAAAGACAACGACGCCUACGAGUCGCGAUCACCGCCGGAGGACGGUCUAAACCCUAAAUGCGAGAAGAAGCCGAUCGCCGCCGGCUCCUCCGCCGCCCAGCGGAAGGCGGCCAAACCCUGGACCGGAGAGGAACACAGGUUAUUUCUGGAGGGGCUGAGCAAAUAUGGCAAAGGGGACUGGAAGAGCAUAUCAAGGCUGGCUGUGAAGACGAGAAGCCCGGCGCAGGUGGCGAGCCAUGCCCAGAAGUACUACGAGCGCCAGGAGAAGGAGGAUCAGAACAAGAAAAGGCGAAGCAUUUUCGACAAUUCCAUCAAACAAGGCAAGAAAAGCGGUUAAUUGUACUUGUUUAGACCCACAAACUUACAUAACAAUCUGUAAAGUUUUUCCCAUCUUCCUGGAUUUGAUUGAGAUUAUGGUGCAAAUGCUGCUGUCAAUAAGGCCACCGACGCAUUGAUGUAGACAGAGUAGAAUAGCAAUGGGGUCUUUGUCUUGUAUGAACAUGGAGUCUAGAAUUGGAUCCUGUGAGAGGAGGCAUUCAAUUUCAUGACACCAUUCCAUCAUAUUCUUGCAUUGUCUUGUCUUGAUCACUAGUCAAGUGCACAUUUUCUUGUUGGA